Molecule: messenger RNA, 255 nt
Organism: Hansenula ciferrii
Lineage: Eukaryota; Fungi; Ascomycota; Saccharomycetes; Phaffomycetales; Wickerhamomycetaceae
Exons: 1
Coding region: 1-255 (84 amino acids)
Source: RefSeq, a predicted model, not a curated record
AUGUCAUUUUUCAUAUUGUUUGGUAAGAAGGAUAUUGAUUCCAAAAUGGAUGGAUAUCCAUCAAAUUUAACAUGCCCAAAUUGUCAUAACCAAAAUGUUGAACCUGUUAAAAGAAAAGAAUUCAUUAGUGUUUGGUUCAUUCCAAUUAUUCCAAUGUAUUGGGGUAAACAAUUGAAGUGUAAUACAUGUUCAUGGAGACAAGAUGUUAGUAAAGAAGAGCUAGAGAAGUAUGGUAUACAGGGUGGGAAGCAAUAA